AUGAUACAGCUCAUCUCUAUUCAAGGCAGCGCAGUACGGUUAGUUCUAAGGAUGUUAUACUUCAACUUCUUCGUCUACGCCCUCACAUAUGGACUGAUCCUUACGUUAUGCUUGCUGAUGAUCUAUCAGCUUCACUUCCACCCAUUGAGAGGAUUCCCUGGUCCUUUUUGGGCGAAAAUUACUGAUGCUUACGGGGGCAUCAAUGCUCUCACAAAACGGGCUCAUCUCGCCACUUAUCAGAACCACUUACAAUAUGGUCCUGUAUAUCGGCAAGCUCCCAACCGACUCAUGUUUAAUUCCGUGGGCGCACUGCAAGAUAUCUUUCUCAACCCGGGAGUGACCAAAGGCCAAGCCUACGUUGAUUCUCGCCUAGUUCCGAGCCCUAGUCUUUUUGACACCUUAGAUCAGGCAGAACACGGCCGGAAGCAACGCAUCAUUGGAAAGGUUAUUUCUGAACUUUCUAUGCGUAGCUUCGAGCCCGUGAUGAAUUCUCAAGUGGAUAUUUUCCUCUCAGAAAUUCUCAAAUCAGCCCGGAAGGGUGCGGUGGUCGAUGUUUCGCCACGGUGCUCCCGCCUCGCGGCAGAUGUUAUCUGUCAUCUUGGCUUUGGCUAUCCCCUGAGCACCCAGACCGAAGAGACGAAUCGCCCACUUCUGGAAGCGUUCUCACAAGUCAGCGGUCGCAUCGCCUUGUAUAUGAAUUGGCCUUCCACUUCGAAGCUUUUGGACGCCCUUAUCGCCUGGUUGGCUCACAAAGCUUCUGAAGAUUUUCGUAAGUCCAUACAGAAUAUGGUUGAGGCUCGAAUGGCCUUGGACAGAGAUGCGAAGCAUGAUCUGUACAAAAUAGCGUUGAGCGACAAGAAAAGCAGCGAUGAAGGCUUGCUUGAAAGUGAGCUCUGGGCAGAAGCGGUGUUCUUCAUCACAGCGGCUUCAGGUGGGGCCACUACAUCAGCGCUCAUGAGCGCAGUGCUUUUCUAUCUCUCCAGGAAUCUCGAGAUCUACCACAGGCUUGCUUCCGAAAUUCGAACCACUUUCUCCUCUGGCCGCGACAUUCGCAGUGGUCCACAGCUUGCGAGCUGCAAAUUCCUUCGCGCCGUGAUCAAUGAGACGCUGAGAAUGUCCCCUUCAUCUAUCGGCACAUUAUGGCGCCAGCAGGAUCUCGCGUUACCGUCAGAGGUUGGCAAACCGUUCAUUGUCGACGGCCAUGUGGUCACUCCAGGAACCAUGGUUGGCCUCAGCCCAUACAGUCUCCUACAUAAUGAGAAGUACUUCCCAGAGCCGUUCAUUUUCCGACCCGAACGACACUUGGGGACUGAAAAGGGCAGUGAGACUACUGACACUAUGCGUGCUUUUGCUCCGUUUGCAGUCGGAAGUAGGAGCUGUGGAGGUAGAGCUGUAGCGUAUCUCGAGGCAAGUUUAACCGUAGCGAAGACAAUCUGGUAUUUCGAUUUUGAGAGAGCAAAAGGCAAAGCCGAUGAGCUUGGAGAAGGCGGUCCUGGUCUAGGGAAGGGAAGGGAGAGAAAGAGUGAGUUCCAAGUUUACGAUGUCAUUACGGCUGAGCAUAAAGGUCCAAAUCUGGUUUUCAAGCCUCGAGGACAGCACUGGAAGGAGUUGGUAGAGCAAGUAUGA
Diaporthe amygdali is the source of this 1626-nucleotide messenger RNA. RefSeq lists its product as uncharacterized. Gene Ontology annotation, molecular function: iron ion binding; oxidoreductase activity, acting on paired donors, with incorporation or reduction of molecular oxygen; monooxygenase activity. The coding region runs from base 1 to 1626 and encodes 541 amino acids. NCBI's taxonomy places the organism in Eukaryota, Fungi, Ascomycota, Sordariomycetes, Diaporthales, Diaporthaceae. The transcript has 7 exons. The record is from RefSeq and is a predicted model, not a curated record.